This is a messenger RNA of Lemur catta (Ring-tailed lemur), 5263 nucleotides long. It is a transcript of the gene NPAS4, whose product is annotated as neuronal PAS domain protein 4. NCBI's taxonomy places the organism in Eukaryota, Metazoa, Chordata, Mammalia, Primates, Lemuridae. Bases 2135 to 4549 code for a protein of 804 amino acids. Gene Ontology annotation, molecular function: RNA polymerase II transcription regulatory region sequence-specific DNA binding; protein dimerization activity; DNA-binding transcription factor activity, RNA polymerase II-specific. The transcript is spliced from 10 exons. Gene Ontology annotation, biological process: regulation of transcription by RNA polymerase II. The record is from RefSeq and is a predicted model, not a curated record.
CGGGCCCGGGCCCAGGGAGCCCCCGGCGCCGCACGCCCCAUCCUCCACCCCCCUAGCGCCCACCACCCACCAUGGGGACCCUUCAACCAUGGAGAAAGGAGGUCCUACCCUUGGCCCUCGCCCCGUCCCUCUCUCCUUCCAACCGCAGAGACGCUUCUGUACAAAUCUUGCAAGGACACAAGAUGCAGGCCCAGCGCAGCUGGGAUCCUCUCUGGACAAGGCCACGGAGUGAAACGCCAGGUGAGGACUUCACUGCCCUCGGGGCACGCUGGGACUCACACCUCCCUUCCGCCCUCUGCCUUACUCUUCCCCUUGGGCUCAGCCUGGAGCCAAGUUGAGAUCCCAGGAAAGCCCCUUACCAGUUGCUCCAACCCUCUCCUUAAACUGAAAGGGAAACUGAGGCCCAGAGAAGAGUAGUGAUUGGCCAGAGUCACAUGGCAUGUUCCUGAAGAGCACGGACCAGAGCCCAGGGAUGCUGAGCUCCCGGCCAGAGGUCUGUCCUCGUUCCUGCACGUUGAGUGUAGCGGGCGCAGGGUGCAGCUUCUGGCCCCUGCCCUACACCCUGCAGAGGAGCUGGACAACUCUGCCUGGCGCCAGCUGCCUCUUCCUCCCCAGCACCGUCCAGGCCUAGGUGGGCUUUCCGGACAAGCUUCUGGAUCCCACGGACUCCGUGACCAACCAAUCAGGUUGCUGCUUGCAAAUGUCUGCUCCCAAUGAAGGCUCCUGCAGCCCACCAGCUCCCUGGGACUUCCUGGAGCCAAACCUUUGCCAGACUGCCUGGGAGUGCCACUCCGUGUCUGGGUGGAAGUGCGGGCUGCUGCGCUCCAGCAGGGCUCUCUGGAGCCAUGUGGACCCAGCCCUUUGGACCCCUGCCUGGUCCUGUUGACACCUGCACUCUCUCUGCAGCACCCAUUGGAGGUGUUUGACCAGGACCCACCGAGGACGGCUGUGAAGUACCUGACCGUUCCUAAGGAGCUCUGUGGAUUCCAGACAUCUCUGCACCCCUACUCGGGUCCUAGGUUGGGGGCCCAGAGGUGGAUCCAAUCCAGCCCAGCACAUGCAGGCUCUGAGUCUAGGAAAGGAGGGAGGCUCAUACUCUGGAACAGUUAGCCCUGGAGCCUUGAAUGACAUUUCCAAGGAGGAUCUGUUCCCAGGGCCAAGCCGUUAAUGCACAAAAGGGGAAACUGAGGCAGCCCUUGGAAAGAUAUCAUUUGUCAAAGCCACACAGCAAGUCAGCGUGUUAUUGAGCCUAGGACCUAGACCCCUGCCUCCUGGCCCAGGCUCUUUCUGUGCAGCUCGACCCCACAGGCCAGCCCUCGGGAGGUGCACAAAGCCACUGCUCUGCCGUGGCGUCCCUGUGUGGCCAGCUGUGGGACCUGCUGAGAGGGCCGUCUUCCUCCCACCGGUCUGAAGCUAAGGAUUGCUGGAGACAGUAGUUGCUUCAGCCGCAGGCUGUGUGGACCACUCUGAAGGUGACCUGGGGUCUGUUGUGUGCACCUUGGAACCCCCCGGAGCCCCCAAUGAGGCCAAAGAAACGCCUUCCCUGCAUGUGAACGUGACCUUCGUCUGGCAAACAGCAAGGGGGGUGUGCAGACGACCCUGCCCUUCCCCAUCUCAGAAAGACCAAGGUCAGUUCCGGCCCCUCUCUGCCCGCCACAGCCUCGCCAGGGGCUUCAGACCGCCCCGUCCCUCGCCCCGCCGAUGUGCUCGGACGCCCGGGUCCCUGCACUGUGUCGGGCUUUCCCUGCGCGGCGCCUUUCUCCGCCCCGCUCCCGCCGGCCUCGGCCCCUCCGCAGCCUGCCUGCUCCCCUCCCCCGCCCUCCCGCUCUCACUCUACGUCACGCGAUGACGUCGGGAGCCGGGGAGGGAGGAGGAGCCCCCAGCCGGCGGCUCCCGCUGCAGCUCGCUUGGCCCAGCCUCCCGCUCUCCCGCCCCCCCGUCUCGAGAACGAGCCCCCCACGCGCGCCAGGGACUAUAUAAGGCGGAACGAGGCAGGCGAGGGGCAGCGCAUCCGAGCGGAGCCCAGCAGAGGACAGAGAGCCCGAGCGAGCGACGGGGAAGCAGGAAGCCGCCGGGGCGUCGGGACCGGAGCGCAGGUGUCCGGGCGCCCGCGCUGGGCUCUGCGGCGCCAGGCAUGUACCGCUCCACCAAGGGCGCCUCCAAGGCGCGCCGCGACCAGAUCAACGCCGAGAUCCGCAACCUCAAGGAGCUGCUGCCGCUGGCUGAGGCCGACAAGGUCCGGCUGUCCUACCUGCACAUCAUGAGCCUCGCCUGCAUCUACACUCGCAAGGGCGUCUUCUUCGCUGGAGGUGCCCCUCUGGAGGGCCCCACGGGGCUUCUCUCAGCCGAAGAGCUUGAGGACAUCGUGGCAGCACUACCUGGAUUUUUGCUCGUGUUCACAGCUGAGGGGAAGUUGCUGUACCUGUCUGAGAGUGUGAGCGAGCACCUGGGCCACUCCAUGGUGGACCUCGUUGCCCAGGGUGACAGUAUCUAUGACAUCAUUGACCCAGCUGACCACCUUACUGUGCGCCAGCAACUCGCCCUGCCCUCUGCCCUGGACACCGAUCGCCUCUUCCGCUGUCGCUUCAACACCUCCAAGUCCCUCAGGCGCCAGAGUGCAGGCAACAAACUGGUGCUUAUUCGAGGCCGAUUCCAUGCUCACCCACCUGGAGCCUACUGGGCAGGAAACCCCGUGUUCACAGCUUUCUGUGCCCCACUGGAGCCAAGACCCCGCCCUGGCCCUGGCCCUGGCCCCGGCCCUGGCCCUGCCUCACUCUUCCUGGCCAUGUUCCAGAGCCGUCAUGCUAAGGACCUGAUCCUACUGGAUGUCUCUGAGAGUGUCCUAAUCUACCUGGGCUUUGAGCGCAGUGAACUGCUCUGUAAAUCAUGGUAUGGACUGCUGCACCCUGAGGACCUGGCCCACGCUUCUGCUCAACACUACCGCCUGUUGGCUGAGAGUGGAGAUAUUCAGGCAGAGAUGGUGGUGAGACUGCAGGCCAAGCCUGGAGGCUGGACAUGGAUUUACUGCCUGUUAUACUCGGAAGGUCCAGAGGGCCCCAUUACUGCCAAUAACUACCCGAUCAGUGACAUGGAAGCCUGGAGCCUCCGCCAGCAGCUAAACUCUGAAGACACUCAAGCAGCUUAUGUCCUGGGCACCCCGACCAUGCUGCCCUCAUUCCCUGAGAACGUUCUCUCCCAGGAGCAGUGCUCCAGUGCUAACCCACUCUUCACCCCAGCCCUGGGGGCUCCCAGAAGCACCAGUUUCCCCAGCGCUCCUGAACUGGGCAUUGUCUCAGCAUCAGAAGAGAUUCCUCGACCCCCCAAACAGAUUGACUUCAGUUACCUGACAUUCGCCUCUGGGCCUGAGCCUUCUCUGCAAGCAGACCUGAGCAAGGAUCUCGUGUGCACCCCACCCUACACGCCCCACCAGCCAGGAGGCUGCGCCUUCCUCUUCAGCCUCCACGAGCCCUUCCAGACCCACUUGCGCACCCCAUCCAGCUCUCUUCAAGAACAGCUGACUGCAAGCACGGCGACCUUCUCUGAUCAGUUGACACCCAGCAGUGCCACCUUCCCAGAUCCACUAACUAGCCCACUGCAAGGCCAUUUGACCGAAACCUCAGCCAGAAGCUAUGAAGACCAGCUGACUCCCUGCACCUCCACCUUCCCAGACCAGCUGCUUCCCAGCACUGCCACCUUCCCAGAGCCUCUGGGGAGCCCUGCCCAUGAGCAGCUGACUCCUCCCAGCACAGCUUUCCAAGCACACCUGAGCAGCCCCAGCCAAACUUUCCCAGAGCAACUGAGCCCCAAUCCCACCAAGACUUACUUCGCCCAGGAGGGAUGCAGUUUUCUCUAUGAGAAGUUGCCCCCAAGUCCUAGCAGCCCUGGUAAUGGGGACUGCACACUCUUGGCCCUAGCCCAGCUCCGGGGCCCCCUCUCUGUGGAUGUCCCCCUGGUACCCGAAGGCCUGCUCACACCUGAGGCCUCUCCAGUCAAGCAUAGUUUCUUCCACUACUCUGAGAAGGAGCAGAAUGAGAUAGAUCGUCUCAUCCGGCAGAUUAGCCAGUUGGCUCAGGGCAUGGACAGGCCCUUCUCAGCUGAGGCUGGCACUGGUGGGCUGGAGCCACUUGGAGGUCUGGAGCCCCUGGACUCCAACCUGUCCCUGCCGGGGGCUGGCCCCCCUGUGCUCAGCCUGGACCUGAAGCCCUGGAAGUGCCAGGAGCUGGACUUUCUGGCUGACCCUGACAACAUGUUCCUGGAGGAGACGCCCGUGGAAGACAUCUUCAUGGAUCUCUCUACCCCAGACCCCAAUGAGGAGUGGGGUUCGGGGGAUCCUGAGGCAGAGGGCCCAGGAGGGCCCCCAUCGCCUUGCAACAACCUGUCCCCAGAAGACCACAGCUUCCUGGAGGACCUGGCCACAUAUGAAACCGCCUUUGAGACAGGUGUCUCAGCAUUCCCCUACGAUGGGUUUACUGAUGAGUUGCAUCAACUCCAGAGCCAAGUUCAAGACAGCUUCCAUGAAGAUGGAAGUGGAGGGGAACCAACGUUUUGAAUAAGUCUGUGACUUAACGUCGUCAAGUAUGGCAUAUUGUCAUCAAGACGUGGAGCCGCUCUCCACCCCCCCAGGACUGUUGGGGGGAUUCUGGGGGCCAGAGGGGGAUAUAUCUGAUUCCCAGGCCCUGAAAGAUUGGCGGGGGGAGGUGGGAGGGUAAGGGAGGGGAGCUUCUUUUUAAAAUCAAGAGACUUCGAGCGAUCCCAGUUUCCAUUUCAAUCUGUAUUCACUCGUAGUGAGUUUCCUUGAAUGGGAUUUCAAGCGGAGAAUGGGGGAGUCACACUUCCCCGCCGCCUGCCCCACUGGCCUGGGCCAGUUCUCCCCUCCUAGGGGCCAAGCGUCCCCUGGGCCUCGGUGGGGGAAAGGCAGGACCCACCUGGGCCAGCCUGUGCCCUGAGGGGCUCUUGACAUCCACGUAGAAUUCUCUACACACCAGUAACGGGAUUUCAAUUCCGAUGGACUCUGCCGCCCCGGCGGCCCUUCCUGUGACUUUUGCGCCCCGCGCCUGGGGUGGGGGGCGCGAAGAGACGCUACGUUCCUUUCCGAUGGAGGAAGGCAGACCUGCCGUCACACGUGUGCUUGCACGAGUGCGUGUACCUGGUGCGGGACUCACCCGGCCACCAGACCGCCUGGACCUGCCCAGACGGCCACCUCGUGGUGCUGCGGUGACUUUGUAGCCAACUUUAUAAUAAAGUCCAGUUUGCCUUUUUGGUA